This is a messenger RNA of Chlorocebus sabaeus (green monkey), 4898 nucleotides long. RefSeq names its product GA binding protein transcription factor subunit alpha (gene GABPA). The record is from RefSeq and is a predicted model, not a curated record. Gene Ontology annotation, molecular function: DNA-binding transcription factor activity, RNA polymerase II-specific; sequence-specific DNA binding. NCBI's taxonomy places the organism in Eukaryota, Metazoa, Chordata, Mammalia, Primates, Cercopithecidae. Gene Ontology annotation, biological process: regulation of transcription by RNA polymerase II; cell differentiation. Gene Ontology annotation, cellular component: nucleus.
GUCCUGUUCGUUAGGGUUAUCGAGGUGUAUAAUGGUGCAGAGAAAGUGAGACUGUAAAACAAAGCGGAUUGGGGCGUUGUGCUUCCUUGUGCCUCGUGAGCCUCCGUUGCCUUGGGCGUUCGUUUUGCGCACCCUGCUGGGAGUUGUAGUCCUGGACCCGGAGGUGCCUGGGAGGCGGGAGGGGGGUUGGGGCUUCUCAGCGCCGAUUCCGCGGGAAGGGCCCUGGGGCCUCACACUUCUAGUCGCGGGAGCUGCAGGUCUUACCCGGAGAGACGCUGCACGUGGAGCCCGCGCCGCUGCCGUUCUCAGCCGGCUCUGGAGUGCGGGCGGGGGCAACAGGGCCGAUUCCGGAGUGGGACCGAUCUUUUGAAAUACUUCAGCCAUGACUAAAAGAGAAGCAGAGGAGCUGAUAGAAAUUGAGAUUGAUGGAACAGAGAAACCAGAGUGCACAGAAGAAAGCAUUGUAGAACAAACCUACGCGCCAGCUGAAUGUGUAAGCCAGGCCAUAGACAUCAAUGAACCAAUAGGCAAUUUAAAGAAACUGCUAGAACCAAGACUACAGUGUUCUUUGGAUGCUCAUGAAAUUUGCCUGCAAGAUAUCCAGCUGGAUCCAGAACGAAGUUUAUUUGACCAAGGAGUAAAAACAGAUGGAACUGUACAGCUUAGUGUACAGGUAAUUUCUUACCAAGGAAUUGAACCAAAGUUAAACAUCCUUGAAAUUGUUAAACCUGCGGACACUGUUGAGGUGGUUAUUGAUCCAGAUGCCCACCAUGCUGAAUCAGAAGCACAUCUUGUUGAAGAAGCUCAAGUGAUAACUCUUGAUGGCACAAAACACAUCACAACCAUUUCAGAUGAAACUUCAGAACAAGUGACAAGAUGGGCUGCUGCACUGGAAGGCUAUAGGAAAGAACAAGAACGCCUUGGGAUACCCUAUGAUCCCAUACAGUGGUCCACAGACCAAGUCCUGCAUUGGGUGGUUUGGGUAAUGAAGGAAUUCAGCAUGACCGAUAUAGACCUCACCACACUCAACAUUUCGGGGAGAGAAUUAUGUAGUCUCAACCAAGAAGAUUUUUUUCAGCGGGUUCCUCGGGGAGAAAUUCUCUGGAGUCAUCUGGAGCUUCUCCGAAAAUAUGUAUUGGCAAGUCAAGAACAACAGAUGAAUGAAAUAGUUACAAUUGAUCAACCUGUGCAAAUUAUUCCAGCAUCAGUGCAAUCUGCUACACCUACUACCAUUAAAGUUAUAAAUAGUAGUGCGAAGGCAGCCAAAGUGCAAAGAGCACCGAGGAUUUCAGGAGAAGAUAGAAGCUCACCUGGGAACAGAACAGGAAACAAUGGCCAAAUCCAACUAUGGCAGUUUUUGCUAGAACUUCUUACUGAUAAGGAUGCUCGAGACUGUAUUUCUUGGGUUGGUGAUGAAGGUGAAUUUAAGCUAAAUCAGCCUGAACUGGUUGCACAAAAAUGGGGACAGCGUAAAAAUAAGCCUACAAUGAACUAUGAGAAACUCAGUCGUGCAUUAAGGUAUUAUUAUGAUGGGGACAUGAUUUGUAAAGUUCAAGGCAAGAGAUUUGUGUACAAGUUUGUCUGUGACUUGAAGACUCUUAUUGGAUACAGUGCAGCAGAGUUGAACCGUUUGGUCACAGAAUGUGAACAGAAGAAACUUGCAAAGAUGCAGCUCCAUGGAAUUGCCCAGCCAGUCACAGCAGUAGCUCUGGCCACUGCUUCUCUGCAAACGGAAAAGGAUAAUUGAGCUCCAGGACAUUCUGGGACUCCAAAGUCUUUCUUAAAAUGUUUAGAGCAAGUAUAGCUCUUACCUUUAUUACCGAAUUUGAAUCUUCUUUUAUUUCUAGACUGUACAGUCUGAUGCAUGAUUUUUUUAUAAAUAUUUCAUACUCUUGUGAAUUUGGAUCUUUUUACUUUGAGCAUAUAUUUUAGAAUAUGUGUAUGUUAAAGGAUCUCCACAAUGUCUGCAGCGUGAAGGCAGGUUCAUUGUGGAAUAGUUCGUUAACAGUCAGGAAAGCUAAACUGGUCAGUAUUAAUGUGUAGCCCUACCAAAAAUAGCCAGUAGUAUCUGAAAAUGAAAAAUAAAUGAAGUAUCUCCAGGAAACAGUCUGGCUUAACUAUUUUUGAAAAUAUAACUGUUUCCCCUCUCUGCUGCUUUAGAUGUUGCUUUACAUAGAACCAGAAAAUGGAAUUUCUCAGCUAAAGCAUGUGUGCCUGUUUCAUCUAAUCAAGCAGAGCUUAAAAUGUUCAUAUCAAAUAAAUUUAUAUUAAUAAAUUACUAAACUAAGAGUAUCAGGUUAUUUAUAUAUUUGCAAGCAAAGGACAGUAAGAAGUUGACUGGCAAAAAGAGCAGUGCUGAAGGAGGAGAUCCAGGUUUAAAUCUGGCUUAUUAACUCAAGCCAAUUGUAAGGAUUUUCUGUAUAGAUUAUUCAUGUCAGACCAAGAAUUUAAAUUAUUUUGAGAGAGGCAUUUAAUUCUAAUAAACCAGCUGUUACAAAAAUUAUAAAAUGAUCUCUGUUUUUCCUGUCAGAGAUUUAAAAAACUGAAAAGGUAUACCUCAACCCAAAAGUAAAGGUUUGGUUUGGUUUGUUAUGGCUUUUUUUUAAAGUUACCCUGUAGUGCCAGUUUAUUAUGCAAAGCAGCUUAUAUUCCUGUGUUUCUGAUAAAAUGAAGACUUUAAAUUAGUCAGCAGUACUUUACCUUUCAAGGCAUUAGUAAAUUACUUGCAAAUAGUUUUAAAAAGAAAAUUCGACCUCUGUUAUAGGCAGUCUUCUCUUUAAGAUAAUACUUUUCCACUUAUUUUUUUCCUUUUCCAUAUUAUAUAUGUGUAUACAUAUAUCUAUAUAUUCAGUUGAUCAUUUUAUAAACAUAUAUGAAGGCAUAAAGAUAUACAGAAGAAAAAUUACUCAUAAGAUUCAAAUUAAUUCCUGCAUAUAUGACAUUCCUUACAUAAGCUAACACUAAACAAAAAUGGCUAGAAAUAUUUUUCUUUUCUGUUUUUGUUGUUUAAGGUAUUAAGCACAAAUUAUUAUAUGAGACUGGCAGAUAGCUAUUAAUGCUCUUACAGAUUUGAGAAGGUUGAUUCUCAAAUAUUUAUGCACGCACCUUCUCCUUCAUUGUUUUCUUUAAAUCUGUCCCCUUAAAAAGCUUCUUAAGAGCUCAGUUAAUGCUUUUAACUAGGAGAAAAAGGCAUGUUAAUACAGGCAAGAUGGCAUUGUUAGCAAUUCUGGUAAUGGUUUAGAAUGAAUCAUAAGAGGCAGGGUUCUUAAGGACAAGGAAGAGAGGAGAGAGAGGAGGGAUCUUUGAUCUCUUUCUCUGGUAAUCUUAACGCAUAAUUUUACUACAACAUGUUCUCUUAAUUCAUUUAUAUUAAGUCCUUUCUGCAGCUGAUAUCUGAGCAGAGUAAAAUUUGUAUGUCCAUUAUUACUAAGAAUGUCUGAGUAAAAUAACAAUAUGAAAUAAUAUACAGAAGCUGUAGCGUCAGAUAGCAAAUAGCUAGAAAGGUUUUGCACCAUCCUCUUACGGCCUAGGGAGUUGACAAGUUGCUUGUAGUUUUUAAAAAAAUAAUAAAAUAUACCAUUCUGGUAUAUCAUCAAGAGCUUAAGAAUCUUGGCUUUCAUAUUUAAAAUGCUUUUGGGGAGACAUAUAUUAAAAUGUUAGCCAGGAUGACAGACAUGUCUCAAUUACAUAUGUGUGUAUAUGUUUUUAAAGCUAGAAACAUUAGUUUUAGAUCCCUAGAAUGAAAAUUCUUUUCUCAUCUAUGCGAUUCCCAUAUGGUUUUUUUUAAAUCAUAUUUUAUUCAUUUUCUCCUUUUAGCAAUUUUCAUCUUAUUUCUCAUAAUUUGAACAGAGACAGUUCUCAUACAUGAUCAGAUGCUUUUUUUUUCUUCUUACCAUCAUUUAUGCGUGACAUAGGUAAAGUAAUAUGACUAAUUUCUCCAGUUGAUUCAAGAAACUCAUUACUUUGCCUUAAAUUAUAUGUAAAAUAUUUGUUUUACUUACAGUUAUCAGAAAGCCAGGUAGUUUUUUCUCUUCUGUUAAAAGAUAACAUAUUGUGAAAGAAAAUAAAAUUCAUGCUAUUCAUUCUUUUUUAUAAAUGAAUUUUUCAUACAAUUUACAGUAUAUUCAAAGGAAGAAAGAUAAAAUUACUGGUCAUCAUUUGUACCUUAGAAGUACAAGAAUUUAAGUAAAUGUUCCUUUUUGUUUUAAAACUUGUUUUCCAUGUGAAGUUUUUAUUGAGCCAACUUUCAUACAUAUCUCGCCAGCCUAAAGUCUAAAUAUUUGUGUUGGCAUCAGAAAAACCAGUUAGGCAGAAUUGUUUUGCAUGGUCGAUCUUCAGAUAAAUUGACUGAUCACAUUUAUUUUUGUAUCAGUCUAUGUCAUUUAAUUAGGAAAAAUUGUUUAGGUGUUUUCUCCCCUGAUUAAUGGUGAUACUCAAGUAUGAUACAAAAAGAAUUGUACCACCAAAUAUUUUUGCAAGGUCUGCUGUUUUCCAUAUUCCUUUUAUGCUACUGCCUUUAAGAAAGAACUAGUAUCCUUGAAAUAGCACAAAAAUGUUUUAAAAUUCAUAAUUGCAAAACAAACCUGUGACUAACUUAAUGUCUUCAGAUCUAAAGGGUGUAAAAAUAUUGAUACUUCAAUAUUUCACUUGCUACCAGGAAAAAAAAAAAUUCUCAAUCUUUUGUAAAUGGGAGGAGGACUUUUGCAUACAUUUUUACUCUUUAAAUAACGACAACGACACUUAUACUGUCAUAAUAACAAUUAUGUAUUUCUUUGUGGUUUUAAUUUUUUUUGUAAUUUUACAUAAAACAGUUAUUUUCUAUUUUUACGCAGAUAAAAAAUAUUUGUGCAUAAAAUGUAAAAAUAGUAAAAUGAGAAAAAUAAAACUAUUAUACAGUA